Messenger RNA from Pyricularia oryzae 70-15, 910 nucleotides. RefSeq lists its product as uncharacterized. The coding region runs from base 35 to 910 and encodes 291 amino acids. NCBI's taxonomy places the organism in Eukaryota, Fungi, Ascomycota, Sordariomycetes, Magnaporthales, Pyriculariaceae. The record is from RefSeq and is a predicted model, not a curated record. The transcript has a single exon.
UAUCCCUCAUCUUAUACCCCAUCAACACGUCAAGAUGAGAUUCGAGACUCUGAUCGUCAGCCUCCUGGCCUCGGCCGCCGUUGCCGUCCCCAUGAACGGAGACGGAGCCAGCGCGGCCCUGCAGGCCCGGAGCGAGGCGCCCGGAAACGGGCCCAUGCCCGCGCACUUUGCCAAGCGCGACCCCAAGAGCCCCGGCGAGGUCAAGGAGGACCUCAAGAAGAAGAUCGAGGCGGACAAGGAAAAGGCCCGCAAGAAGCUCGAGGAGGCCAAGAAGCGCCUGCCCAAGAUCCCCCACCUCAACAUCACCAAGCCGGGCAUGCCGCCGAGGCAGCAGGUGAAGCGCGCCGCCGCCAAGGACAUGUUUAGCGACCCCCAGGUCCCCGUCGCCGUCAAGAAGAAGGGAGAGGACGCCAAGAAGAAGGCCGAAGACGCAAAGAAGAAGGCCGAGGACGCCAAGAAGAAGUCGCCUCCCAAGGUCGGCGUGCCGGUGGGCAAGAACAACACCAAGCCGGGCAAGCCGCCCAAGAAGAGCGAGCCCAAAAAGGCCACGCCCAAGCGCAGCGUCACCCUCGAGGAGCGCGACCCCCUGAACCUGGGCGACAUUGGCAAGGACAUCAAGAAGGAGCUCGAGAAGCUCAGGCACAAGUUUGGCAAGCCCAAGAACGGCACCGCGCCCGCCGCGCCCGCCGAGCCCGCCGCCAACCAGAAGCGCGACGUCGAGGCCGAGGCCAAAAAGGACUGCGACAAGAAAAAGGACGGCAAGAAGCCGCGCAAGGACAGGAAGGGCGGCAAGAAGAACAACGGGCCCAAGCGCCCCGGCAAGAACAGCACCAUGCCCAUGCCCAAGCCCAAGCCCGCCACCCCCAAGGGCAAGCGCUCGCUGCCCGUCAGGCUGCCCGCCAUGUUCUAA